Scleropages formosus (Asian bonytongue) is the source of this 3687-nucleotide messenger RNA. Its product is annotated as rho GTPase-activating protein 17-like. Lineage: Eukaryota; Metazoa; Chordata; Actinopteri; Osteoglossiformes; Osteoglossidae. The record is from RefSeq and is a predicted model, not a curated record. Gene Ontology annotation, biological process: positive regulation of GTPase activity; regulation of Rac protein signal transduction; regulation of actin cytoskeleton organization. Gene Ontology annotation, cellular component: intracellular anatomical structure; cytosol; cytoplasm. Bases 651 to 3230 code for a protein of 859 amino acids. Gene Ontology annotation, molecular function: GTPase activator activity; protein binding. The transcript is spliced from 20 exons.
AAAUGUCGCACUCAAAUGUGCCAGCAAUUACAUUUAAGCAAUACCUGCUGAUUCAUUUAACUGGUGCACUGUGACAUUUAAUGAGAAAUACUGUACAUAAAAUUUUCCCUAAUUAGACAUGUAUUUUCGACUUUAAAAUGUGAGCCCAAGUUGAGGGGUUCACUUCGCGAGUCGCGCGCUCAUGCAUAAUGGAGCCCUCAUGAAUAGUGAUGUCCUGGAAUAAGACUAAUCCGGUGGCGCGUCCGGGGGCAAUAGGGAAGUGCGAAGCGCCUCCUGCCCCAAGAGCCGGAGGUGUGGACAACUGCUGAGUUGGACUAGUCGGGACGUCGAAACGGUUUGGACACAACAUCGCUAACAUUGGACCAUUGGUGGUACUGUUUGAAUAGAACGAGAACUGUGGGACAAGUGGCGCGGCUUCCGGACGUCCGGCAGCUCGCGAACGUCGCGCUUACUUACGAAGCGCUGGAUCCCGACUACGUCGCGCUGUCCCGCACUCCGAGACUUAACACCAUGUCGGCGACAGUGUGAUACGAAUCGAGUCCCGGACCUGACCGGGGUAGGGGCUGGGUUAAUGAGGGCUUCUUUCUGCCGCCUCUCUGACUUGUAAAACCCCACCGGAGUUCGAGGAGACGUCGGCAUCAGGCGCGAAGAUGAAGAAGCAAUUCAAUCGGAUGAAGCAGCUCGCCAACCAGACGGUGGGAAGAGCGGAAAAAACUGAAGUACUCAGUGAUGACCUUCUACAGAUCGAGAAGCGCAUGGAGCUGGUUCGACUGGUGUCCCAUAACACGCACAAGCGCAUGGUCACAUGUCUGCAAGGCCACAUCGGCACCGACGCAGAGAAGAGACAUAAAAAACUGCCACUGACCACACUAUCACAGGCCAUGCAGGAUGGAGGGAGCCAGCUUGGAGAGGAGUCUCUAAUCGGGAAGAUGAUGGAGCUAUGUGGCGAGGUGGAGAACAAGCUGGCCUCAGAGCUCAUGCAGCAUGAGGUUCACAUCGAGAAGGAGGUCUUGGACCCAUUGAACCAGCUUGCAGAGAUGGAAAUCCCUAAUAUCCUGAAACAGAGGAAGCAGCUGGCCAAACUGGUGCUGGACUACGACUCUGCCAAAGCCAGGUGGUUGCAGAUGAGCAAGUCUAUGGUGUCAACUGUAAACAACCAGGCACUGGCUGCCAAGGUGGAGUCCCUCAAGGAGGAGGUGGAUGAAGCCCUGAACAAAAUGGAGAUAUGCAAGGAUCAACUUGCUGCUGACAUGUACAGUUUCUGCUCCAAGGAAGGAGACUACGCCCGCUAUUAUGUAAUGUUACUGGAAGCUCAGGCUGACUACCACAGGAGAUCCUUAGCCCUGCUGGAGAUUGUGUUGCCCACCAUACAAGCACAGCAAGACUCAUGGACAGAGAAACCGGCCUUCGGCACGGCACUCGACGAGCAUCUGAAACGCAGUGGGAGGGAGAUCGCACUGCCCAUUGAGGCCUGUGUCAUGAUGCUGCUGGAGACGGGCAUGAAGGAGGAGGGUCUCUUCCGGAUUGCCGCAGGAACCUCCAAGCUAAAGAAGCUGAAAGCUGCCCUAGACUGUUCCACCUCUCAGCUAGAGGAGUUCUACUCAGACCCGCAUGCUGUCGCUGGUGCCCUGAAGUCAUAUCUGAGGGAGUUGCCAGAACCACUUAUGACCUUCCACCUCUAUGAUGAGUGGAUACGAGCAUCAAGUAUAUCUGACCCAGACAAACGGCUCCAGGCACUGUGGGUGACGUGCAACAGCUUACCAAAGAGCAACAAGGCCAACUUCAGGUACUUGGUGAAAUUCCUGGCUAAACUGGCUCAGGAGUGUGACGUCAACAAGAUGACCCCUAGCAACAUUGCCAUAGUGUUGGGACCCAACCUUUUGUGGGCCAGAACCGAGGGGAGCCUGGCAGAGAUGGCUGCUGCAACAUCAGUUCACGUGGUGACCAUUAUAGAGCCUAUCAUUCAGCAUGCAGAUUGGUUUUUCCCAGAAGAUGUGGACUUCAAUGUGUCCGGAAUGUUUGUCAUGCCUACUCCUCCCACGACCCAGACCAACUUCCUGACACCUACAGACUUUGAUUCUGGGACCACAGAGAGGCGGAGGCCUGGAAGCAUGAUUGGUCUAGAGGUGGAAAGUCUUCGUAAGGACAGCGUGGUUAACAAGUUAUUGGACCACACUCCACGUAGAGGGAACACCCUCAGUAGGAAACCACAUGCCUCCCCUGCGUUCCAGCCUCCUUUGCCCCCAACAGAGGGAGGUGGGGCAUUCCAGACUCAAGGUCCAACUCAGCCCAUUAGCUCAGGCCUGGAGGCUGGUCUACCAGGCCCCACCAUGUUGAUAGAGACAGGAGGAUCAGUACAAGAGUCAGUUGCCCAGCACACUGAGGAGAACAGCGCCAUACCAGCUCUCCAAAGGAAUGGGGGUAUGACAAGUCUCCAUGUGAUCCCCCCGAGCCCAGCCAGCAACUCGGCCCAAAUGAACAUGGGGACACCCCAGACUGGCUGCAGGGGCACUAGUCCCCACAUCGUGCGCAGAGGUACAAAGAAGCCAGCUCCAGCCCCUCCAAAACCACCAAAUCCCCCACCAGGGCAGCUCAGCAGUCAACCACCUGCACCCUCAGGAACGGCUCAGCUUUUCACCCCAGUUUCCAAGCCACUCAGUGUCUCCUCUGCUACGGGACAGACCGCCAGUCUGAAUGUGACACAGCCAUCCACUAUACCCCGCCGCCAUUCAGGCAGUCAAACCCUUAUCCAGGCUCCAAACCACCCACCUCCACAGCCUCCUAUGCAGUUCACGCCCCCCAUGCACCCCAAAGCCCCCGGGCAGGUGAUGGGGGAUUCCGGACAGGAGUCGUCCCCACCCAGCACCCCGACCCCUCCAGAGACACCUCCACCUUCUACUGGCCUCCACGAAAGCCCCCAAGUCUUGUCUGCCUCCCCCAACUUCCAUUCAGGCUCUCUCCCACGCCCCCGGCCUGUGCCCAAACCCCGUCCUCGACCCAGCAUGCCCCCGCCUCCUCAGCCGCCUGCCCCCGGGAGCGAUGGCACGAAUGGCAUGUGCCACAGCGCCUCCAAGAUCAUCACAGAUCCUGGCCUGGUUCUCAAGGGGCUCAGUCGUGCUCUGGUCCCCGAGCUCAUUGUUGAGCCACCGGGCGUGUGCCCUGCUGAGCUGGAACACUCCCCCAUGGUGACACCGGACCCUGAGCUCGAUUCUGAGAGCACCGUAUUGUGAGGAUAAAGGACAGGCCUCACACAACCUCCUAGACAGCCAAAGACACUGCACAUAAACCAUCACCCUUCCCAAAGACCUGCUCUGGAACUCUUUGUCCAAGGAAGCUUCUGACAACAAUCAUUGGAAAACCCUCUUUCCCAUAAUGCACUUCAGACAAUCAGCUAUCAGACUGACAGCAGGGGCAGAGCAGCUGGCCCGAAUGAUGUUACUGAUGGACGCUACCCUUUUUAUGUGUACGGUCAGGAGACAUCCUGUCCAUGCGCGCCAUCUCGGAUGGGUCUGUAAACUCCUGACUUUAAAAUCUUGAAUAAUUUCUCAUUGUUCCCUAGGUGUUUCUGGUUUAAUGAUAUAAGGAAUUAUAUACACACACAUUUUAUGUAUAUAUAUUAUUCCUUAUACCACUAAAAAGACCUAGUGAAAAAGAAGAAAUUUUAUAUAUAUGCAUAUAUAUAUAAUA